AGAAUCCGAUGGUAUUAUACGAUUGAAGACAAUGACCAGCUGGUGUUAUACGAUCUGCCCCUUCGUUCUCUCACUCCGUCUUCUCACCUCAUUCAGACUCCCUCCGAUCCAAGCAUCGUCGUCAAGCAAUGCGGUAAAAUACCACUAUUUGUUUAUUUUUGACAUUUCACUACUAGCAAUGUUCUUCACGAAGGUAAAAUAUAUUGUUAUUAUUUUUGAAUGGUAAAAUAUAUAUAUAAAUGAUUGAUUUUGAUUCUUGUGAGCUAUGGAAGCAGAAGGGCAAUCACAGAACACUAUAAAGAGAAUUUCUAGAAAAGCCAUGCAGGGAUUUAACAUGAUACCAUAUCAUUUGGAGAACGAAGAUUCCGAGGAGGAGGCUAUUAUCUUGAAUCGUCGCAAUGGAAAUUACAAUUCAAAGGAUGCUACUUUAUGCUACACUUUACCCAUUCAUGGAUAUGGAGCUCCUAAUAAUAAGCUUUUCUUGACCCAAAGAGUGAACAACGUUGCUGACAUCAGUGAUCUUGAGUUUUGUAAUAAGCAUGACAUCGAUAAUACUGGCCUUGUAUGUCAGUGGCCAUCAGAAGAUGUUCUUGCUUACUUUUGCUUGUCUCACGCUGACUUGUUCAGGUCCAAAAGGGUUAUUGAAGUUGAAUCAGGCUAUGGUUUAGCUGGUUUAGUUAUUGCAGCAGUUACCGACGCUACAGAAGUCAUAAUCUCAGAUGGAAAUCCUCAAGUUGUUAAUUAUAUUGAGCAUAAUAUUGAUGCCAAUUCUAAAGCAUUUGGUGCCACAAAAGUAAAGUCCAUGACGUUGCACUGGAAUCAGGAUAAAAUUUCAAAUAUUUCUUACUCUUUCGACCUCAUCAUUGCAAGUGACUGGUAAGUUCCUCUGCUUUGAAUUUCCUUUCACUGCUGCACCAUAUUGCGUAGACUCCUCUUACUGUUUUUCAAUCCUAAAUAAAUGGAAGAAAAUAUUAUAAUUGUGGCAUAAAUUACUAAUCCAAUUUUUUGUUUCUUCUCUAUAAAAAUACUUGUGAUUUUUGUAUAAUUAGUGCUGAGAGUUAACUUAACAUGGGGCCCAACUCAAUGUCACUUUCUUGUAUAAUUAAGCAAUAAAUGUCUUAUGUCAUUGGCUGAAAAAAGCUUGUUUUGCUAAUUUAUUAAGGGUGAUUAUGUUUUUUGCUAUGCAUCUUUGCUAAUAAAAAAUAAUCAUCAUAAAAUUAGUGAUUGCGAAGACAGGUUUUUUCGAAGGAUAAUGGCUCUUUGGCUUUGAUCAUGUUGUAAAACUAAAAGCUCUAAAUAUCUGACUGUGACAAUAAAUAUCUAUGAUUAGGUAUGGUAAUUGUGUAUGUAUCCACCAUAGUCGUAUUCAACUAUGGUGUGGUAAAGUUUUGUGUAUUUUGUCUGCAUAUUUCCAUAUAAUAGUUCGGUAUUUGAAAUUCUUUUCUUCUCAAUUUUGGUGUGGGCUUGCAGGAAUUUAACACAGAACCUGUUAUUCCAUUUUACAAUGCUCGACCUGAGCAUGUAGAGAAGGCAUUGAAGCAUGUUUACCAUGCAUCAAUAAACAAAUCAAAAGGAAAAGAGUUAGAGCUUGUGUUAGCUAUCUUGCCUGACAACAACGGCUCCCUAUAUGAUAAAUCAUAUAUACACUUGAGGGUAUGUGUGACAGCAAUGAGAAUUUUUCAUUCUUUAUUAUUUUCUUUUCUAUCUAUAGUGGAUGUCUUUUUCUAAAAUUGAGAAUGAAUAUGGUUUACUAGAAUUUUUCGAUUCUUUAUUUUCUAUUAUAUAUAUACAUUCACUUUUGUAAAAUUAAGAAAAAUGAAGAAACCAAAUGGUAUGUUCGUUGUUUCCUCUUAUUUAUCGUCUAUAGAAAUUUUUAUUUGUAAAUUGACUAUAAUAUAUAUAUAUAUAUAUAUGUUAAUUGAUUUUUUUCCCUUUGAGAUAUCAGGGCACGCACAUCCGUAUACAUAAAUUGACUAUAACAUCCGUAUACAUAUUACUUUUUCACUCUCACUCUCAUAUUAUAUAUCUCUUUAUAUAUGAAUAUUUUGUCAUUUUGAGAGUACAAUAAUUAAGUGUGUAGCUACUUAGAGAUAGCUCAAAGUGGUUAGGUGUGUGAGUGUGUGAGAGAUGUAUAACGGGAUGGGUUGAAAUCCCUAUUAUAACAUUUGAAUUACAAUGUGUAUAUUCAAAUUUACUUUCAUAAAACAUAUCGUUUAUAAAAUAAUUUACAAUUAGUUACUAAAUUCUUAAACAAAAUCUACUAGAACUUAUAUAAAACUAAUAUUUACGUGGCUUGCCACGUAACUUUCAUCUAGUAUAUAUAUAUAUAUGCUCUCUUAAG
This is a messenger RNA of Cannabis sativa, 2341 nucleotides long. RefSeq names its product calmodulin-lysine N-methyltransferase-like. Lineage: Eukaryota; Viridiplantae; Streptophyta; Magnoliopsida; Rosales; Cannabaceae. Gene Ontology annotation, cellular component: cytoplasm. The coding region runs from base 266 to 880 and encodes 204 amino acids. The record is from RefSeq and is a predicted model, not a curated record. The transcript has 5 exons. Gene Ontology annotation, molecular function: calmodulin-lysine N-methyltransferase activity.